Molecule: messenger RNA, 1147 nt
Organism: Topomyia yanbarensis
Lineage: Eukaryota; Metazoa; Arthropoda; Insecta; Diptera; Culicidae
Product: trans-1,2-dihydrobenzene-1,2-diol dehydrogenase-like
Exons: 3
Coding region: 1-1017 (338 amino acids)
Molecular function (GO): nucleotide binding
Source: RefSeq, a predicted model, not a curated record
AUGUCUCCUCUUCGGUGGGGAGUCGUGACUGCUGGAACCGUAGUACACGAUUUUGUAUGCGCCAUUUCGACGCUACCCGAAUGCGACCACAAGGUCGUUGCCGUUGCAGCUAGUGGCCGCGACAGUGUCCAGAAGUUCGCCGAGCUGCACGGAAUUCCUUCGUUCUAUGUUGGUUUCGAAGCAUUGGCGAAGAAUCCACAUAUUGACAUCGUCUACAUUGGUGCGGUGAACAGCGUUCACUAUGAGGUGGCCAUGAAGAUGUUGGAAGCUGGGAAGCACGUCCUGUGCGAAAAACCUUUAUGCGUAAAUGAAGGCCAAAGCAAAGCUUUGCUGAACUAUGCCCGCGAAAGGAAACUAUUUUGCAUGGAAGCAAUUUGGUCACGGUUUUUCCCAAGCUACAAUCAUGUUCGUGAGCGCAUCCGAAAGGGAGAUCUUGGCAACGUGAAAGAGAUAAUAGCCGAGUUGGGUUCACCCGCGUCUAAGAUGGAACGCAAUCGGAUAAGGCAGCUUGGUGGAGGGUCGGUUUUUGAGAAGGGCUUUAACAACAUUCAGCUGGCUCUGUGGGCUUUCCAGGAGGCCCCAGAUAAAAUUGUAGUUAAUAAAUGUAUUCAGAACGCUGAUAACGAUUACACCGAAACAAACGUUGAUCUUCAUUUCCCCAGCGGCGGCGUGGCUAAGUUCAAAACUAGUGCAGUGAAAGAAUUAUCCAAUGUGGCUGUUAUAACGGGUUCGAAAGGAUCUAUAAAGUUGCAUGAAUUUUGUUGUCCUAUCGAGCUGACUGACAUCGACGGUACAGUUCGAUUCUAUCCGCUGCCCAGCUCUAAUGUUGAAUGUAUUAUGAAGAACAGUGUUGGAUUGCGCUUCGAGGCAGAAGAAUGUAGGAAACGCAUCCUGGCUGGUGAUUCAGAAUCACAGGUAGUGACUCACGCGAACAGUUUGGCCAUCGCUCGAGUACAAGAUGCGAUUAGGAAGCGGUUGGGAAUCGAAACGGCUGAAGAUUACACUUUUAAGUCUUAAUUUUUUAUGGGGCAAUUUAACAUAAAAAUGGAGUAAAUGAACAAAAUGUAGACUGGAGGGACAUGAAAUUUUUGACGAAAAUUUCUAACAAUCCACAAAAUCUUUUAAUUUCCUAACUUUUUCAUUUAUA